AAUGAGAGAAGAAAAGAUUUAUAUUUUGCCAAAAUAGGAAAGAAGAAAAACAAACAACAAACAAAAAGAUAUGUCUCUCGUACGUAAAAAGAAAGAGUAAAAACUCUCUUUUCUUAAUAUUUUCAUUUUUAACCCUGAAAAAGAGAUGUCUACAAUCUUGGGCUAGAGCAGAGUAUUUAUACCACCCACGAGCCUUUGCUUCUUCCUUCUUCUUCAUCACCUCUUCUCUCUCUCUUUCUUUAUUUCUGUUUUCUUUCCGGAGACAUUUGUCUGAUCUCAUCAUCAUCAAUCACAAUUACUCAAACAAAGCCUUGAGAAAGAAAAGAAAAAUAAAAUGAUCCAAGAGAAGAAACACCUAAGAUUAGUGUCUUCAUAGUAAAUGUUAAUGGUCAGAUCAAACAAGCAAGAACCACGCGUCUCUGCUACUUACAUCCGAUCUCUCGUGAAGCAACAACUUGCUUCUUCCACCGCCAACACCAUGACCACAACCACAGAUACCAACGGCGGCAAAACGCAAACGCAAACGCAGACGCAGACGCACAAGAAACAAGUGAGAAGACGACUCCACACUAGCCGUCCUUACCAAGAACGCCUCCUCAACAUGGCCGAAGCUCGUCGCGAAAUCGUCACCGCCUUAAAACAACACCGCGCUUCCAUGAGACAAGCCGCCAUGAUUCCACCGCCGCCUCCGCCGCCGCCGCAAAAUCUGUUUUCUGCACCGCCUCCUCCUCCUCCUCCGGAUCCAUUUUCUUGGACGAAUCCUCAUCUCAAUCUCCUCCUCCCGAAUCAACCCUUAGGGCUAAACCUCAACUUCCAAGAUUUCAACGACUUCAUCCAAACCUCGUCAGCAUCUUCUUCUUCAUCAUCAUCAUCAACAUCAUCGUCGUCUUCGAAUUCAUCAUCUUCAUCGAUAUUUACUACGAAUCCGCAUAUCUACUCCUCCCCUUCACCUCCUCCUCCAACUUUUGCCGCCACUUCUGAUUCGGUGGCUCAGCCGCGGAAACAGCUUAUGGAACCGGAGAACGACGUGGUGACGUCAGGUUGGUGGUCAGAGCUCAUGAUGAAGACGGUGGAGCCGGAGAUAAUAAAGGCGGAGGAUGAAGUCGUCGUAGUCGAAGAUGACGUCUUCCCCAAGUUUAGUGACGUCAUGGAAUUUCCUUCGUGGUUAAACCAAACAGAGGAAGAAUUAUUUCAUCCCUACAAUCUCACUGAUUACUCCUCCCCUCACAAUCCUCCCUUGUCCUGUAUGGAGAUUGGAGAAAUUGAAGGCACGGAUGGAGACGACUGGCUUGCUUGAACCACAAAGAUUGAUUACUGUUUUUUUUUUCAGACAUGAUGGAUCAACUCUUUGGUUCUUUUCUUAUUUUUCUUAUUUAUUUGUUUUCUUUCUAAUUUUUUUUUUUUUGUUCGGAGGCAUAAGAAGAUAUUUUGAAUCUUUAAAAUAACAACAAGCCUGCGGAGAGCAAGAAAUGUUCGAUUUGGCAUAGUCACAUGAA
Molecule: messenger RNA, 1496 nt
Organism: Eutrema salsugineum
Lineage: Eukaryota; Viridiplantae; Streptophyta; Magnoliopsida; Brassicales; Brassicaceae
Product: cyclin-dependent kinase 12
Exons: 2
Coding region: 380-1297 (305 amino acids)
Source: RefSeq, a predicted model, not a curated record